Molecule: messenger RNA, 1466 nt
Organism: Lactuca virosa
Lineage: Eukaryota; Viridiplantae; Streptophyta; Magnoliopsida; Asterales; Asteraceae
Source: the annotation of a GenBank genome assembly
AUGUCAAUUUCAACCCUUCAAAAACUACGAUUUCAUUAUUCUACCCCCUGUUCAAAAUUUGAUUCGAAUCACGAAACCCCCCAUUUUGAUCGAAUUUUUCUCUGGGCUUUCUAUUUUCGGAAGAACAUUGAGAAAAUGGACAAGUACGAGCUUGUGAAGGAUAUAGGAUCUGGGAAUUUUGGCGUUGCAAGGUUGAUGAGGGACAAGGUCACCAAAGAGCUUGUUGCUAUGAAAUAUAUAGAAAGAGGGCAUAAGAUUGAUGAGAAUGUUGCACGAGAGAUCAUAAAUCACAGAUCUCUUCGACACCCGAAUAUAAUUCGGUUUAGAGAGGUGGUGUUGACACCCACCCACCUUGCUAUUGUAAUGGAGUAUGCUGCAGGAGGGGAGCUUUUUGAUAGGAUUUGCAAUGCUGGAAGAUUCAGUGAAGAUGAGGCUAGAUACUUCUUCCAGCAACUUAUAUCAGGAGUUCACUACUGUCAUUUCAUGCAAAUAUGCCAUAGAGACUUGAAGCUUGAGAACACUCUUUUAGAUGGAAGCCCUGCACCCCGCCUGAAAAUUUGUGAUUUUGGCUACUCAAAGUCAUCCCUGCUUCACUCAAGACCUAAAUCCACAGUUGGAACUCCUGCUUACAUUGCCCCUGAGGUUCUUUCUCGUAGAGAAUAUGAUGGAAAGUUGGCUGAUGUUUGGUCUUGUGGAGUGACACUUUAUGUGAUGCUUGUGGGAGCAUACCCUUUUGAAGAUCAAGAAGACCCUAAAAACUUUAGGAAGACUAUUCAACGAAUAAUGGCUGUGCAAUAUAAGAUCCCAGACUAUGUUCACAUAUCUCAAGACUGUAGGCACCUUCUUUCUCGGAUAUUUGUUGCUGGUGCUUCUAGGAGAAUUAGCCUAAAAGAAAUCAAAAGCCAUCCAUGGUUCCUGAAGAAUCUGCCUAGGGAAUUAACUGAAGCAGCUCAAGCUGUUUAUUAUAGAAAGGAAAACCCAACAUUUUCACCACAAAGUGUAGAGGAAAUCAUGAAAAUUGUGGAAGAAGCAAGAUCUCCUCCUGCAGCUUCGCGUUCCAUUGGAGGGUUUGGAUGGGGUCAAGAUGAAGAAUAUGAUGAUGAUAAAGAAACAGGGGAAAAGGAAGCUGAAGAUGAUGAAGAUGAGUAUGAUAAAAGGGUGAAAGAAGCUCAUCAAAGUGGUGAAGUUUGUCUUUCUUAAAAAGAGUUUUUUAUGUUUUGGGUUUGUGUAAAAAGCAAAUUUUACUUAAAGGGGAGCUUAAUAAUUGAAGUAUGUAAACCUCUAUUGCAUGUUGCCAAUAUUUAGGUGUGUCGAUGGCAUUGUAUACUUGAAUCUUGGUUUGGGUCGUUGGUUUUUUUGUUUUGUUGGAAGUCGGGAAUGUCGGUUCUUGUUGUAAUUAAAUUUAGAUUUGUUGUUUAAGUUAUUUGUGUUUGUAAAAUGUUUGAUAUUAUAUUGUUUUAAGGUUA